UCGAUCAGAAUGAAGGUCUUUGUGGUUGUGAUCCUAGCAAUUGCAACCGUUUCUGCGGGUGUUUUGCCUCAGGUUGAUACUCCAGUGCAUCCUCGUGACCUUGUGGAUGCUCCAUCCAUUGAAGGUCGCAUUACCAACGGAAACAAGGCAGCUUCCAACCAGUUUCCCUACCAGGUGGGACUCGCUUUUAAGAACUCCGCUGGCAGUUGGUGGUGCGGUGGCUCAAUCAUAGCAAAUACUUGGGUUCUAACUGCUGCCCAUUGCACAAAUGGUGCCUCUUCCGUGACCAUUUACUAUGGUUCUACACUUCGGACCAGUGCCAAAUUGAAGAAAAAGGUUUCCAAAUCAAAGUUUGUACAGCACGCCAGCUACAAAGCGGCAACUCUACAGAACGACAUCUCCCUGAUCAAAACGCCAUCUGUUAAAUUCACGGCUGCCAUAAACAAGAUCACCCUGCCCUCCAUCGCAAGCAGCAACUCCUCUUUCGCCGGACAGACUGCCAUAGCCUCCGGAUGGGGCACGACCUCAGAUUAUGAUAGUUCGGUCACCUCCUACUUGCAAUAUGCCGAACUCCAGGUCAUCAGUAAUGCCGUGUGCCAACAGACCUAUGGGUCCUCGAUCGUCACUAGUGGAGUCAUCUGUGUGGCUUCCACGAACAAGAGAUCAACCUGCCAGGGCGAUUCUGGAGGUCCUUUGGCCCUGAAUGGUAAACUGAUUGGAGUCACCUCAUUCGUAUCCGCUUUGGGAUGCGAGAAAAAUAAGCCAGCUGGCUUUACUCGCGUCACCAGUCACUUGGAUUGGAUCAAGACCAAGUCCGCAGUGUUUUAUUAGGAGAUAUUUCUAAAGUUUCUCUAGCUAUGUCA
Drosophila takahashii is the source of this 863-nucleotide messenger RNA. RefSeq names its product serine protease 1-like. NCBI's taxonomy places the organism in Eukaryota, Metazoa, Arthropoda, Insecta, Diptera, Drosophilidae. Gene Ontology annotation, molecular function: serine-type endopeptidase activity. The record is from RefSeq and is a predicted model, not a curated record. Gene Ontology annotation, biological process: proteolysis.